CUCUGCAAACAUUUUGGGCGAGAGUAAAUUUGCACGUUUUGUUGUUGGCUGCAUUUUCAAGCGUUUCCCUGCGAAAUGCGCAACGUUACUGUUUAACGAUUAACAUGUUAAACCACUAUAAGCCAUAAACAGUUGCGGAAAAGCAGCAGCAAUCUUUUUGGGAACAACUGUAAGCUAGCAAAUCCCGUCUCCUGAGAACAGCUGUUACACCAAGAGAAGAACAGUUAGGCGAGUGACAGCGACGACACCAAAAGCAACAGCAAUUCCAACAAGAACAACAACAACAAAAUGAACUCAAAAGCUGACGUCAACCGACGCGUUUUGGCCAUUCAAGCGAAGAAGAAACGUCAUAAGAACAACAAGAAAAGAGGAAAGCAACAAAAUGGAAAUGGAUCAAAUCCCUUGCAGGAACAUCAACCGCAAUCCCAGUCCCAGUCCCAAAAUGUGCCAGCAGCGACGGAAAAUUCUAAUAAUAGCCAGCUACAAAGUGAAUUGCUUUUAGACUCGAACGUUGUCAAGGCGUCAUCCUUAAACAAUGCCACCGCAUCCACCUCAAGCGGAGAAUCGGGCAAUACACCAGACACUCUCAAUCAUUAUCAAUAUCAGCCGCCGUCAGCUGCAGCAGCGGCAGUAGCCGCCCAGUCCAAGUCAAACUCGAAUUCGAAUAAAAAUCAGAUCAUGCACAAUCAACAGCCACCGCGCAGCUCUUCCAAUGAUUCGGAUGAAUCUGAAAUGAAUAGCGAGAAUGAGGAGCAGGAGCUUAAAGAGGACUAUUGCAAGGGCGGUUAUCAUCCGGUUAACAUUGGCGACCUGUUUCAGGGACGAUACCAUGUUAUCCGGAAAUUGGGUUGGGGCCAUUUUUCUACCGUGUGGCUUUGCUGGGAUUUGCAAGAGAAGAGCUAUGUGGCCAUUAAGAUUGUGAAAUCGGCUCCACAUUUCGCUGAGACAGCUAAGGAUGAAAUCAAGAUACUUAGAACGGUGCGUGAAACGGAUCCGUCGAAUCCACGUCGACAGAAAACCGUCCAAAUGUUGGAUGACUUCAAAAUUACGGGUGUGAAUGGGACACACAUUUGCAUGGUAUUCGAGGUGCUCGGUGAUAAUCUUCUGAAGCUUAUACGCAAAUCAAACUAUCGUGGCAUUCCAUUGGAGAAUGUGAAGGCGAUAACCCGUCAAAUUUUGGAGGGCUUGGAUUAUUUGCAUAGCUGCUGUAAGAUUAUCCAUACGGAUAUUAAGCCGGAGAACGUCUUGCUCUGUGUGGAUGAGCCCCAUGUGCGCUCUUUGGCAACAGAGGCCACCCAAUUGUAUUGCAUGAACUCCAAGAUGUAUCCCUCGCUGGUUAGUCGGGCGCCCAAGGAAUAUCGAGAACCUCCCAUUACUGGCAAGAUGAGUAAGAACAGGAAGAAGAAAUUAAAGAAAAAGGCCAAGAAACGCAUGGAGUUAUUUAAGAAGCAGCGAGAUUAUUUGGAACAGUCUGGCCAGCCAGCACCUGGAGAAGAAAGUAUUGAGCAAUCGGAAUCUAUGGGUAAUCAUAGUGCAGUGCAGAAUGGUGAUGCUGAGGUCACCGACGGUGAAGGCGAUGUGGAUCCGGCGGAGCUAGAAGUUAGUGUGAAAAAAGAGACGAAGUCAGAACCGAAUGAGUCCAAUGGGGAUGGUGAUGUUGGCGUUCAUACUGCAGCUGCUGGGCAGGAUGCAGUUAAGCUAGAACCCAGCCAGCCCAUGGAAAACAAUGACAAGUCUAAAAAGAAGAAAAAGAAGAAGAACAAACCUAAAUCAAACCAGCAGCAACAGCAAUCUCAACAUCCCCAACAGCUGGAAAAUUCGACUAGUAGCGGCGACAGCAAUCCAUUGAAAACAUCCUCAAAUCAAGCUCAGACGAAUGGCAGUAGCACCAACUCCAACUCCACUAGCACAUUGAAAGGACAAUCAAAUGGCUCGUCCUCAAAGAAGGCUUCACGAGCGCCCAAGCAGGAGCAACAGCAGCAGCAACAACAUCGAUUGAAUAACAACAACUUUAAUUCGAAAACGAAUUCAAACUCAAACUCGAAUAGCAAUUCGAAAAUCUCAAGCAUCUCCUCGUCGGCGACGACAACAACAAAUGGACCAUAUUCAGAGCCCAUACUGCCACCGCCACCUCCUCCUCCGCUGGCCAAGCACCGGCCCAAACGCGAUCCGGCUCUGGAGGAGUGCAAUGAUGUUUAUGUGAAGAUUGCCGACUUGGGCAACGCCUGCUGGGUGGACAGGCAUUUCACUGAGGACAUUCAGACCCGACAAUAUCGAUCGCUGGAAGUUAUUUUGGGGGCCGGAUAUGAUACAUCCGCCGAUAUAUGGAGCACUGCCUGCAUGGUGUUUGAGCUGGCGACCGGCGAUUAUCUAUUCGAGCCGCAUUCGGGUGAUACUUACUCGAGGGAUGAGGAUCAUAUAGCCCAUAUCAUAGAGCUCUUGGGUCCCAUACCCCGUCACAUUGUGUUCCGUGGCACUUAUGCCCAGCAGACUUUUAACAGAAAUGGUGAACUGCGUAAUAUAACAGGCUUGAAGCCCUGGGGUCUUAUGGAUGUCCUGGUAGAGAAGUAUGAGUGGUCGGAUCCCGAAGCGGAGGCGUUUGCGGCCUUCUUGAAACCCAUGCUUGAAUUCGAUCCGGCCAAGCGGGCUACCGCCGCGGAAUGUCUAGAGCAUCCGUGGCUUAGAUAAGAUACGAUGCAACCUGGUUGUUGGCUGCGGGCCAGUAAGCCAGCAGAAGUACACGUAGGAGCAACGGAAGCAUCAGCAAAAUCAGCAGGAGCAGCAGCCUAUGUUCAGUCAUCUGCAUCUGUGGCCACUUUGGCCUCCAUUUCAUCAAUCGCAUCAACUUCGGCAGCGGCUAUGGCAGCGCUGCGAUCUCGUCCCUAUAUAGAGGCACCAUUUGUAGCCACUGCUUCGGCGCCGCCCACACCCCAGCCACAUUUAGUUCAGAGUUCAGGUUCCACGACUCGCACCGCCCCAGCCACGCCCACGCAACGUCGCACUGUUAAUCCCAUAGACGAUGAUUUUGGUUUAGCCAUGGCCGCUUCGUCGCUUCAUUCAGCAGAUCCAGAGCAAGUAGCAGCUGCCACAUCAUCAUCUUCACAUGUCAAACCCAAGUCUCAGCGUUUAUUUUGGCGCAAAGCUUUGCGGCGCGUUUUUCAGCGUCGGAAGUGACGCCAGCUGCGACGUCGACGGCAAGACUUGCCCCGUUGGCGUCCCACUCGUCGCUGCCGGAGACGCCAACUAGCCGAACGAGUGCGCCGGAUCUGCGCGUGCUGCACCUACGGCCAGGUGCUGAUUCGGGCGGCACGCGUUGCUCUGCUUAGUUGCAUCCGUUGGCGUACGCGUGGUCACAUUCAAAACAAUAACUUUUAUUUUAGUAAUCACUAGGGUGUCCAAACCUGUCUCUGCUUGUCGCUCCUGCUGCUCCUGCUCCAGCUCCACGUCUCCCCCAUUGCAACAGUGCGACCUUCCCGUUCCCUAUCCGAAAUGAAAUCCUUAAACUUAAUCAGCGAUAUCGAGAUAUUUUUGGUUUACGUAGAUCUUAAUAAUUAUUAAUUGAAGGCACUUAAUUUAUUUCCACUGUGUUUUACACCGAUUAGACAAUUUUCCGUUGCUACUACUACAUAUGAAAUUAUAUGAUGAAUCGUAUUACCACCUAAAUAUACAUAUAACUAAAUGA
Messenger RNA from Drosophila willistoni, 3682 nucleotides. It is a transcript of the gene SRPK, whose product is annotated as SRSF protein kinase 3. Gene Ontology annotation, molecular function: protein kinase activity; ATP binding. Gene Ontology annotation, biological process: protein phosphorylation; spliceosomal complex assembly; regulation of mRNA processing. The transcript has 5 exons. Lineage: Eukaryota; Metazoa; Arthropoda; Insecta; Diptera; Drosophilidae. The record is from RefSeq and is a predicted model, not a curated record. The coding region runs from base 289 to 2688 and encodes 799 amino acids.